GUGUGGAGCAGGCAGGGGGCAUCUGAGGCCCAGGGAUCACUGUGGUCUGAAGCAGGAGGGAGAGCCUAAGGCUGGGAGGAGAUGAGAUGGGACAGGGAGGAAGGGUCAAGAUGAGUGCUGCCCAAUAGAAAUAUAACAGGAGCCACAAGAGCCAACCCCAUUGUGAUUUAGAAUAUUUUACUAGCUGUAUUUUAAAAAGUAUCAAGAAACAGGUGAAAAUAAUCUUAAUUAUGUGUUAUUUAAUUCAGUACCAGAAAUGUAUUUAUUUCAACAUGUAAUCAGUGUUAAAAACGCAUCAGUGAGAUAUUGUCCCUUCUUUUUGUCAGGCUAAGGCUUUGCCAUGCAGUGUGAAUCUGGCCCUUACAUCAGGUCUCAGUUGGGACAGGCCACAUUCCAAGGCUCAAUAGCUACAUGUGCCUGGUGGUCCACACGGGACAGCACAGGUGGACAUGGUGAAAGGUCUUAAAGAUCAGUGGGGAGAAAUGGAAGGGUUUUGAGCAGGGGAAGCAGGAGCAUGGCAUUCCAGAUUUGGAUAUUAGAAGAGUGACAAGCCAGAUCUACAUCUUAGAAAAAUGGUGUUUAUCAAAAAUGUGGAGGAUACAUUUUCAAGCAGGGAUGAAUGAGGCAGAGUGGCCAGAGAUAAGGUUUUUGCAUAUUGCUGUAAAACUGGUCAAUCUUUAAGGAGGGCAAUUUGCCAAUACUCUUAGAACUAUGGAGCCCUGGUGGCAGGGUGGGGAAACCCUGGUGGUGUAGUGGUUAAGUGCUACGGCUGCUAACCAAAGGGUCAGCAGUGCAAAUCCACCAGGCGCUCCUCGGAAACUCAAUGGGGCAGUUCUACUCUGUCCUAUGGGGUCGCUAUGAGUCGGAAUCAACUGGCAAUGGGUUUUUUUGUUUGUUUGUUUUUGGUGGCACAGUGGGUAAGUGCUCAGCUGCUAACCAAAAGGUCGCUGGUUCAAAUCUCCUCACUGCUCCUUGGAAACCCAAGUUUCUACUCUGUCCAAAAGGGUCUCUGUGAGUCAGAAUUACUCUACUGCAAUGGGUUUGGUUUUUCAUUUGGUUUAUCAUAAUUAUAAUUGCAUAUACAGUUACUUUAUGAUUCUGCUUUCCCAUUUCUAUGAAUUUCCCCUAUCAAUAUGGUAGUACCUGCCUGUGGUUACCUAUGUAUGAGGUUGUACAUUACAGCCGUAUUUAUAAAAGGUAAAAAAUGGGAACCCCCUCUUUGAUGGUUAAGGUUGUGUGUCAACUUGGUUGGGUCAUGAUCCUCAGUGGUUUGGCAAUUUGAUGGCUUUUUAAUGACAUAGCAAACUUAAUAAUGAGAUAUGAUAUAUAUAGUAUGAUCACCUCCUUGAUGAGAUCUGUUGUGAACAGCCAGUCAUUUGAAAGGGAGUUUCCUUGGGUGUGUGGACUUCCUGGCAAGGCUCACUCUGGCUUGUGCUCACUCUGUAUCCUCUUCAUCUGACCUCUGAUCCUUGGAACUUGAGCUAGUAACUCACCUGCUGUCUUAUGGGGUGUUCCUGGGAUUUGUCGGCCUCUGCAGCCUGUGAGCCAGAGGCCUCCCGUCUAACCUUCUGAUUUUGGAUUCGCCAGCACUUGUGGCUACGUGAGUCAGGAGAUGCCUCCAGCCUGACCCAUGAACUUGUGACUUUCCAGCCUCUCCAACUGUGUGAGCCAUUUCUUUUAUGUAAAUCUCUGUAUGCAUUUAUAUGCUGCACUGGUUUUGCUUCUGUGGAGAGCCCAACCUAAGACACCCUCAAUGUCCAUACAUAGCAGACUAACAGUUAAAUGACUUCUAGCAUGUCUAUGCAAUAGAAUACCAUGAGCUGUAGGAAUGAUGAGGAAGCUCACUGUGUGCUAAUACGGAAAGAUUUCUAGGAUACAUUAAGGGGAAAAGUCAAGCUGCUGAAGAGUAGGUAUACAGUGCUACCUUUUGUGUAAAAAUACCUCUGGAAGGAUAUGGAAAUAACUAAUAACAUUGGUUAUCUCCAGUAAGGGAAAUUUGGUGAGGGGAUUGGGAGUAGGGCUAGAGGGAGCCAUUUUCACUUUUUGAAUGUCAUGCUAUUCAGACAACAAAUGUCAUACCUUACAAAUGAUGAAGUGUAAAAUCAGAGUCAUUUAAAUCUUUCUAAAUAGUGUACUGCCAUAGCCCAGGCAAGAGGCACUGAGGCGCUGAAGGGAGGCAGCUUCCUGAGUAAGGAGGGUAGGGGCGUAUUUGAAAGUGACUUAAAUGAUAGGACCAGUUGCACCUGAGAGAAAAGAGAUGGUUCAAGGCCAAUUUCUAGGUUGCCCACUUGAGUGGGUAAAUGACGUAUUAUUUACUGGACAGUGAAAUCCGGGGAAUAGAGCAUGCUUUUUUGUGUGUGUGUGUGGUGAGGUGGAUGAGGAUGAGGGAACAAUGGAUUUAGUUUUGUAUAAGCUGAGUUUGAGGGGUCUGUGUGACAUCCAGGUGGAGUUGAAAUGUGAUGCUCGGGAGAGCCAUUGCCUAGAGAUGCAGACAUGGGAGUCAUGUGUACAGGUAGAGUUGAAGCCAUGGGAGUGGAUGAGAUCACCCCUGGAGAGUAUUUUUGAGAUGAGAAAUGACCAUCGGACAGAAUCCCAGGGCAGAAGAACCCAGGAGAAGGGUCUAUUAAUGCAAAAUGACAAGCAACAGAAGAGCCAAGGAAGGAUGGCACAGCAAAGCCAAGAAAGCAGUUUCAGGAAUCAAGGAAUGAAAUACAGGGGCAGAUAAAGAUUAGGAUACAGGAUAGUUCAUUGGGGUUAACCACCUGGAGGCCACUGAUGAGCCCUUUCAGAGGAAUAUGGGGGUGAGAUGUGGAGCCAGAGUAUAAUGGGCAGAGUGGGCAGGGGGACAGGAGGAGAGUCAACUAUUCUCUUUAGAAAUUUGCCUGCCUAUAAAAAGAAGGAAACAGUGAUGGAAAGUUGGGAAGACUUUUCUUGUUAUUGUUUUGUAAAAUGGAAGAGGUUGAAUGUUUUGGGCUAUAUGCCUCUUGUUUCUAAUUUCUUUGGGUUAAAUGGGUGUCACUACCACUGCCCGGUGUAUUCCUGGACUUUUGAGCCUGGUCCGAAAAUAACAAGUGCAACUACAUCUAAAGGAAAGUCCACCAGAAGCCAACAGCCAAAGCAGACACGGAAGUCUUCCUUCUUUGGUGAAAACAGCAGUGCCUUCUGGAGGCAAAUAUGCCUCUUGUACUUACAUUUUAGGAUUAUAGUAGACCUGAAGCUUUUCCUCAACAGCCUGUGAGCAAGAGCCCUGCUUUCUGACCUGCUGAUCUUGGUUUUGCCAGCCCCUGUGGCUGUGUGAAUCAGGAGAAGCCUCCAGCCCGACCCACAGACUUGGGACAUUCCAGCCUCUACAACCGUAAGUGGGAAGGACAGUCUAUGUUUGGAAACACAAACAACAGUACAGACAUCAAAAGGCUUCAGGAUGGACCCUUUCAUGGCUGUUCUUGGGAUUUGUCGGCCUCCACAGCCUGUGAGCCAGAGGCCUCCCGUCUAACCUUCUGAUUUUGGAUUCACCAGCACCUGUGGCUACGUGAGUCAGGAGAUGCCUCCAGCCCGACCCAUGAACUUGUGACUUUCCAGCCUCUCCAACUCUCCUGUGAGCAAGAGCCCUGCUUUCUGACCUGCUGAUCUUGGUUUUGCCAGCCCCUGUGGCUGUGUGAAUCAGGAGAAGCCUCCAGCCCGACCCACAGACUUGGGACAUUCCAGCCUCUACAACCGUAAGUGGGAAGGACAGUCUAUGUUUGGAAACACAAACAACAGUACAGACAUCAAAAGGCUUCAGGAUGGACCCUUUCAUGGGUGCUGAAGCAGCAGAUUAUGAUGAUAUAUCAGGUAGGAUUGCCUCGCUAUCGCUCUCGUUUCACAACAGCUCGGCUCAGGCCUUUCCUCAGUGGACAGAGGGGAUACACAGGUGCUCAGACAUGACGCUUUCGGAGAAAAUUAUACUUGAGCUGGAAGGUCACACUAAGUCUCAGAAAAUCUUCAUAAAAAUACUGACUCCUGAAACAAGGGUAUGGGUUUUGAAGAAUGACCUCACCAGACAUGUUGAUGUUGUAGUGAACCCAUCUGAUGAAGACCCAUAUGUGGGAGCGCAGGCCCUGGUGAACCCUUACAGCCCCGAAAUCCAAGAGGAGAGCCAGAGCUUUGUUCCCGGAAAUGGUAUCUUUGGGACUGUCUCUAGCACUCAGUUUGGAACACAUGAAAUGAAAAUUGGUGCCAUUGCUUUCCAAGUUGCUAUUGGAGAUAUCACCAAUGAAAGAGCCGAUGUAAUUGUGAAUUCAACAACUAGAACAUUUAAUUUGAAAUCAGGGGUGUCCAAGGCAAUUUUAGAAGGUGCUGGACCAGCUGUGGAAAAUGAAUGUGCUAUAAAAGCUGCACAGACUCGCCGUGAUUUUAUAGUUACACAAGGGGGAUGCUUAAUGUGUAAGAGGAUAAUUCAUGUUAUUGGGGACAACGAUGUGAAGAAGACGGUCUGUAGCGUUCUAUGGGAGUGUAAAAAGAGGCACUACGCGUCAGUUUGCCUUCCAGCCAUCGGAACAGGAAAUGCCGGAAAAAACCCAGCCGUGGUGGCUGAUGACAUAAUCAGUGCUAUUGAAGAUUUUGUAGGGGAACAUUCCACUGGAUCAUUAAAAAUCGUUAAAGUUGUUGUCUUUCCACCUCAUCUGCUAAAUGUAUUCUAUAACAGCAUGAAAAAAAGAGAAAGCCUCAUGUCACCUGCCUUUCAGCCCACAUUCUCCAGGACCUCAUGUGAUGUUGCUGGACACUGGACUGACAUGAAUCAGCAGGGUCCCUGCUUGGUCUGGCUCCAACCUGGGCAACCAGAAUAUAACACUGUAAUGGGCAUGUUCAAUCAGACUUGUUUUUUCUACAAAAUAGAGAAGAUUGAGCGGAUUCAAAAUACAUUCUUGUGGGAUAGCUACCAGUUAAGGAAAGUUCACAUGGACACCAAGAAUGGCCAUAUAACUAACGAGAGAUUCCUCUUCCAUGGAACAGAUGCAGGCUCAGUGCCACAUGUCAAUCAGCACGGCUUUAAUCGAAGUUAUGCUGGGAAGAAUGCGGCACACUAUGGAAAAGGAACCUAUUUUGCUGUUGAUGCCAGUUAUUCUGCCAAUGAUGUGUACUCCAAACCAGAUGAGAAUGGGAGAAAGCAUAUGUAUGUUGCGCGAGUUCUUACUGGAAUCUCCACACGUGGGUGUGCAGGAUUACUUGCCCCUCCAGCGAAGAACCCUCACGAUCCUACAGAUCUGUAUGAUUCUGUCACAGAUGACCCAUAUCACCCAAAGAUAUUUGUGGUGUUCUCCGAUAACCACGCUUACCCCGAAUAUCUCAUAACUUUCAGACAUUAAAUAUGACUUAAGUCAUAUAGUUCUAAGAACAAUUUGCAAAUUCCUUGUGCUUGCUUUUGAUUUGCUUCUGCAGAUGAAAUUAUCCUUUUUAUGUGCUGAAAUACUGAAAAGAGCCUUUUUAAAAUGCUGUGCUGCUGCAAGGUUGUAGCUUACCUCUACUUCUGAGAUUUAUGGGUAGAAGCCAAGGAAUGUCGGUGGUGUAGCUAUAGCUACAACUAUCCACAGACACAGAAUCUGGAGAGGAAAGAACCCAUUCCUUUUUUCUGUGGGAAAAGUAAUAUGAUGAAUCAUGUUAAAGCCAAGAUGUGAUCGUUCCUAUUGGAAUAUGCGAAGACAUCAGACUGUGGCUCGCUAAACCGUGCUGUGAAGUGGAUAGGCUUCUGUUGUGCAUCUGUAACAGCUGGGGAUUGUGCCUAUUUAAGACAUACUUAUCAAUAGCUCAGCAGAAUAACCAAAUCAAAAAGUAUUACCUCAAAUCUUUUGUGGAACAAACCAGGUAAAAAUGUACUGUAUGGUUAUCUAAGGUUUCAAAACAAAUUACUACUAAAUUAGGGAGUAAAUCCCAAAUAUUCUUUGUGGGUCAGGAAUUCAUGUGAAGGGUUACUGGAUUGUUGUAACUUGGGGUCUCUCGUGAAGUUGUCGUCACGAUAUCACCUGGGCUGCAGUUAUCUGAAGGCUUGACUGGGGCUGGAGGAUCUGUUUCCAAGGUGAAUGAAUCACUCACAUAGCUGGCAAGUUUUUGCUGGUUGGAGACAGGAGUCCUAGGUUCUUCUCCACAUGAGCUUCUCAACAGGCUACUAGAGUGUCUUUAUGACAUGGUGGCCAAUUUACUCUAGAGCAAGCAGUUCAAGAGAAAGGCAAGUUGGAAGCCACAAUGUCUUUUAUGUCUUUUGUGGACUCAUACGCCAUCAUUUCCAAAAUAUCCUAUUGAUUAUAUGAAUCAGCCCACUCAAUGUGGGAGGAACUACACAACGUUGUGGGUAUCAGCAGGCAAGGACCAUUUGGGGCCAUCUUGAAGACUGCCUACCACACACAUGAAUAUGUGAAUGAAUGGUAUAGCAUGCUAACAGUGAAAAGCAUACUAGUCUCAUCAUCUCCUCUUCCCUCUCCUUCCACACCCCUGUCCUCAGUGCAAGAAGACUCCUUGUCUGUUUUAACACUUCCAGCACUCAGCAUCAUGAGCAAAAUGACACUAUCAUGCAACCACUCUAAUUAUUGGAAAUCUCCUCUUUACACUGAGUUGAAAUCUGUCCUUCUAUGUCUUUUACCUAUUGAUUACUGCCGUGACUUAUGGAGGACACAAACAAGUCCCAUUUGUCUUAUAGAUGAAAACCCUUCAGAUCUAUAUGUUCCUCUACUAUCUAAGAGUUAUGUAAAUUCUUAAUAUAUGUAGCAGCAUAUUUAUCCUGAAGUCUCACUUUGGAGGACUUUUAAACAUUUAAAAAUGUUUACACUGUUUUUUUUUUUUAUAUACGAAGAAUACAGGAAAACAAAGAAAAUAACUUUCUCACCAAAUUUCGUCACCCAUAAUUCCAACACUAAGUAAACCACUGCCAAUUUUCUCAUGUACUCUCUCCUAGUUCCUUCUCUAUCCAUAGUCAACAAACUCAAGAUCACCCCUUUUAUUCAGUCACUAAUUAUACUUUUUUUUAAUUAAUUAUACACUAUUGUAUCUACUGUUUUCAUUUAAUAUUACAAUAUAAAUAUUUCUCUCAUGUUAUUAAUCAGUAAACAUAAUUGUAAUAGCUGAGUUAUUCUAAUUAUAUAAGUGUAUGGAGUUUUUUUAAAAAAGUGAUAAUCUUAUUAAUCUGAUUUUUCAGCAUAUCUGUGUCAUUUUCCCCAUGUCAUGAAAUAUAUAUCAUUUUUAAUGGUUGCAUGGUAUUUCAUUGUGUGUUUAUACCUACAUGUCUUGUCCUUCUAGGAUGCCUGUGCGUCUAGCUAAAUAUAUGAUUGGAACAUGAGAUGCAAAGACCAUAACCUACCUUCCACAAGACACCACUCCCUAAGGUGCCUGAGGGAAAGAUAACCCUAGAGAACAAAGCAAAGUUAAAUAAUGCUCAGUUACAACCUGAGCUUUAGCUCCCAACCCCAAUGUUGAAUUCUGUUGAGGAAGGUUGGAGGGAAGGAUUCUAUUUACUUAGGUUAGGUAGGCUUUUACUUGGCAGUGUCAACUGCUGACUUGCUGUCUCUAUAGAUGCUGUUACACAAGGAGUCCUUGAUUUAUUUUUCUGUAUCCUUACUUUACUAGUAAGACUUAGACAUCUUGAGUGCACAACACCCAUUUUAUUAAAGUUGUGAUGGUUUCUUGCGGAACAAAAAUAAACCAAUUAACACUAUAGUUACUAGAAAUUCUACCUUCCUUCAGCCUGAAGCUAAAUCAUGUCUUUCCAUCCUUUUCUGAAGCUAAAUCACGUCUGUUCCUUCCCGUUGGGUUGAUGUUCUCUCUCCCAAGAACCCACUGCUUGAACUUAAUCAAAGUUGAAAGUCUUUCUCCAACUUUGCCAAUUACUGAAGAAAGGGGUCCCUUUUCUGUGGAUCAGUCAAGUGAUACCUAACUGAUACCAUGGGUUAAUAAUCUGGACUGGUGGACUGCUUUCACGGAGGGCUUUACUAUCUCAUAUAUCAUCUCUUGUUAUUUCUUUUAGCUUUUUCUCUUUCUCGUUCCUUUUUUUCCCCUCCAGUCCUUUCCUUCAGUUGUGGAAGAACGAAGCCACACACUCAGCUUGAAUCAGUCAGAGGAAGUAUGAAAAUGGUGUGGCAUCAGACCUCAUCUAACUUCACGGGGAAGAAAGAGAAUCACCAUCAACGUUAGCCCAAAGCUCAUUCCUGAGAGGUCGAGGUCAGACAAAAUUCCACUCUCCAAUAUUUUUACCAAUUCUAACACUGCCUUCCUGCCCAUAGCACUUUCUACUUCUCUGUUGCGUUCAUUAAUUUGUUGCAGUGGACACACAGAACUCACAGACCAUACUCAUGAUUAUGGGAUUUAUUAGGGAAGUAACAAGUUAUGUACAAUUCAGGAUCAGGAUCAAAUUGGAGCCAACAGGAACAAGUCAGGAUACAGUUCUUUGAUCAGGACAGCUUUUCGGUUGUUGCCUCUGGGUACUCCUAUCGGCCUAGGCCCUCUGCUCUUCGCCUGGGCCCCUGCUCCGGCCUGCUUGGGCAAGUGUUACAAAGCUCUUUAGCUCUGCUGUUAAGUGCCUGGAGGUACCCCACUCCGCCAGGAAGCCUCCUUCCUGAAGGCGCUCAGCUUUCUUGCUCAGUGGCCCGGCACACCCACUGUAGCCACUUUGCUCAGUGGGCUGGGAAGCCCACUGUGCCAUCCUGUGCCGGUCUCAUAGUUCCGCUGCUGCCCUUUCUCUGCUACUGGACUCUGCCAUGCUUGUUGCUGCUUCUCACCAUCUCUUGCCGUUUCUGGUGUUACAGCUGUCUCCUGGAUCUUAGGAGGUUCUCAGCACAGGGACCUGGGUCCAAAGGACGCGCUCCAUGCCUGGCUCUUCUUCUUGAUGGUAGUGAGGCUACCUGUGCCUCUGGGAUUGGCUUUCUUUAAGCCUAGCAGAAUGGCAAAACUGAACGAUUCCCUGCAAGGGUUCCAUGCACCUUAUUUGCAUAGUCGAUCUUAUGUGGGUGCUACCAGACCUUGGCUAAAAGGGCCAUGUAAUAGUAAAUUCACUAUACCACAGAAGUAUUGCCAUUUCUUUCGGCAUCUAUAGCAGAGAGCCAUCAGAAUCCAUGCAGUGCACAUGGUGAUACAUUAUGUGAAUGCAAAGUUAGGGGAUAUUUACAGUGUGGUGGGUUAAUUACCACAAGGCUGGUGGGAUUAUUUACAGCUAAUAUUGACAGAUUCAAUAUCUGCUAAACACUAGAACAAAUUUUCCCUUACAGUAAACAUGCCUUACAAGCUUAAUUGAUUCAUUUAUUAUAUUUACAAGCCAUGGGCUGUGGAUUUUCCCACAACUAUUUAGGGAGAGUGUUUUGUUUCUGAGCUCACAGAGUGUACAUACCUGCAUCUUAAAAGACUUCGUGCCCCACCUCCUUCCUGGUGUAUAUUAUUGUUUUCAGUCACCAGGAUGUAAAUAUCCUCCAACCUUUUCCUUACCUUAUAUAGAAGGGGAUUUUCAACACAUAAAUUUAAUUCCCCAAGGCCUCUUGUUACCUAAAAUUAUAAUUCCAUGAGUUAGACUCAUCAAAUACAUAAUUCUGGCUUCCACAAAACCCAGCCCCACCUCUUCAAUCUGAGCCUUUCCUUUAUGUGCUCCUCGUAUUCCCAUCUCAUCACUCCCAAGCCUGGCGCCACCUCACCACACAAUACACUCUUCACACUCGGUUUAGACAACUAGAGCACACUGGAGAGGAUUACACCAUGCAUGAAUAAACUUUCUGCCAAGUAAUGAAAGUGUUCCUCUAUUGGCCUUUGUGGUUUAUAGUCCAGAAUGGUGGUUUCUUUUUCCUAUUAACUGUACUAGCAAGCCAUUUAAAAGAGACUGAGAUAAGGAAAAUCUUCAUUAUCACAAACAACUACCUAAACAGCUCUGAGGUCAACAACAAAAACGAAAUUUCAGUGUAAAUGAAGGGAAAAAAAAAAAAAAAAUCAACAAGACACCAGGCAAAAAAUAGAAACAUUAGAACCUGAAAGACAGUAAGAACUAUAAAUGUAAUUUAGGGAAGAACUGAACUCUAAGAAUCGUAACAUAAAGGCAGCAGCAUUUUUUCAAAUCAACCUAAUGGUCUUUGUUUGAUGCCCUUGUCAACAAAGCAGAGUGGCUCCCUUGCUCUUCAUGGCAGUUCUAUCAUGGAGCUCACUUUGACUGAGAGAAUGCUGAUUCCCCAAGGGGGCCAUACCUAUCUCCUUCAGGUAGUUAGUGGUGGUGCCAAGAGUGAUGUCAGUUCUCUGACAACUGAAUCUGAGUUGUUGCUGGGCUCCACCCCAAAUAGCUGAAAGCAGAAAGAGAAGUAGAAGCGAUUUACUGAAAAAAUAAAAGAUUAUUAACUAGUCCUAUCAAAUAAGUCAAGAGAACAUAAUUAACUUAGAAAAUAGGGCAUGUAUAUUCAGAUAAAAUAAAAUGAAAAGGACAGGGUGAAAACUGUUUGAGAAACAGUGAAGUUCCUUGAUCCCUUCCCUGCUCCUUACCCAGAAUGGCUGCCUUUCAACUGACCUGGCAGAAAUCUGGAGACUAUUUCCUGUAGAAGGUAAAAUAGGUCUCUGGAUAAGACACCAGGCACAGGUAGAUCUUGGGUCCUGUACCAAAAUACUAAAUAAUUCUGAGACUACCCCUUCCUGCUCCAAAAACUUUCUUCCCCCAUUGGCUCCCAGUACAAUGACAGCCAGACUUUUACCCUCCAGGGAAGAGAUCAGAAAUCUCUUCUUUGCAGAACGUGUCCAGGUCAAGAGAAAAGUUUACCUAAAGAUACUGAUAUCAGAGUUUCCAUAGUGCACAGACCACCAAAUCAUGUAUGUUGUUGUCUAGUCGGCUCUGACUCCUGGUGACCCCAUAUGUGCAGAGUAGAACUGUGUUGCAUAGGAUUUUCGAAGCAGUGACCUUUCAAAAAUAGAUUACCGGGCCUGUCUUCUGAUGUGCCUCACGGUGGAUUCGAAUCACCAAAGUUUUUGCUGGUAGUAGAGUGCUUAAGGGUUUAAGCCACACAGGAACUCCUAAAUUAUGUAUAGCUCCCCUCCCCCCCAAAAAGCAAAAAACUCAUUGCCUUUGAGUUGAAUUCCAAUUCACAGUGACCCUACAGGGCAGAGUAGAACUGCCCCAGAGGGUUUCCAAGCCUGUAAAUCUUUUUUUUAAAUUUUUUUUUUUUUAUUGUGCUUAGGUGAAAAUUUACAGCUGAAGUUAAUCUCUCAUACAAAAAUUUAUACACAUAUUGUUUUGUAAUAUCAGUUGCAGUCCCCACAAUGUGACAGCACAGUCCACCUUUCCACCCCGGAUUCCCUGUGCCCAUUCAACCAGUUCUUGUUCUUUCCUGCCUCUGGACAGAAGUCACCCAUAUGGUCUCGUGUAUCUGAUUGAACUAAGAAGCACACUUCUCUCAUGUAUUAUUUUUUGUGUUAUAGUCCUGUCUAAUUUUUGUCUGAAGAGUAGGCUUCAGGAAUAGUUUCAGUUCUGGGUUAACAGAGUGUCCAGGGGCCAUAGUUUUGGGAGUCCGUCCAGUCUCUGUCAGACGAUUUAGCCUGGUCUUUUUAUGUGAAUUUGAGUUCUGCUCUACGCUUUUCUCCUGCUCUCUGGAACUCUCUGUUGUGUUCCCUGUCAGGGCAGUUAUUGGUGGUAGCCGAGUACCCUCUAGUUCUUCUGGUCUCAGGCUGGUGGAGUCUCUGAUUUAUGUGUUCUUUAGUCUCUUGGGCUGGUAUUUUCCAGGUCUUUGGUUUUCGUCAUUGUCCUUUGCUCCAAGUGGGAUGGGAUGAAUUGAUGCAUCUUAGAUGGCUGCUCGCAACCAAAGCUGUCAAUCUUUAUGAAAGUAGACUGCCACAUCUUUCUCCCACAGAGCAGCUGGUGGGUUCAAACAGCUGACCUCUCCAUUAGCAUCCAAAUGUUUAAUCACUGCUCCACCGGGGCACCUUAAAUCAUGUAUAUUGAUUAUACUCAAAAUCGAUAAACCCCACUCACUAGCUCAGAGCUUCCAGUAACUUUUUAGAAUCUUGUGAACAGACAAUGAAAGAUUAUCAGACAUUCAAGGAAAGUAUCUGUUCUUAGGUGCCUUUGAGUGUGUUCCAACUCACAGUGACCCUCAGUACAACAGAAUGAAAUGCUGCCCACUCCUGCUCCAUCCUCACAAUCCUUGCUAUGUCUGAGCCCAUUGUUGUAGCCACUGUGUCAAUCCAUCUCGUUGAGGGUCUUUCUCUUUUUCGUUGACCCUCUACUUUGCCAAUCAUCAUGAUGUCCUUGUCCAGGGACUAGUCCUUCCUGAUAACCUGUCCAAAGUACAUGGGACUAAGUCUCGUCAUCCUUGCUUCUAAGGAGCAUUCUGGCUGUACUUCUGAGACAGAUUUGUUCGUUCUUCUGGCAGUCCAUGAUAUACUUAAUAUUCUUCACCAACACCAUAAUUCAAACGCAUCAAUUCUUCCUCAUUCGUGGUGCAGCUUUCACAUGCAUGUGAAGCAAUUGAAAAUACCAUGGCUUGAGUCAGGUGCACCUUAGUCCUCAAACUGACAUCUUUGCUUUUUCACAUUUUAAAGAGGUCUUUUACAGCCUAUUUGCCCUAUGCAAUGCGUCAUUUGAUUUCUUGACUGCUGCCUCCAUGGGCAUUGAUUGUGGAUCCAAGUAAAAUGAAAUCUUUGACAACUUCAAUCAUCUUUUUUUGAUGCUUCCUGCAUCGUUCAAUAUUUUCCCUGUAAUAUCCUUCCAUAUUGCAACUUGAGGCCUGAAUUUUUUCUUCAGUUCUUUCGCUUGAGAAAUGCCAAGCGUGUUCUUCUCUUUUGGUUUUCCUCUUCUUUGUUUCCAACUUUUGCAUUCCAAUGACUGGUAAUUAUCAAUGCAUAUUGAUUGCAUUGAUAAUGUUUGAUCACAUUCAGACCACAGAAGUUGGUAAAAAUCUUUAAUUUCUUCAUCUUUGGCCUUAGUGGUUGGUGCAUAAAUUUGGAUAAUGAUCGUAUUAACUGGCCUUCCUUGUAGGCAUAUCACUGGCAGGGUUGUACUUCAGAAUAAAUCUUGAAAUGUUCUUUUCGACAAUGAAGGCAACACCAUUCCUCUUCAAUUUUUCAUUCCCAGCGUAGUAGACCAUAUGAUUGUCCAAUUCAAAAUGGCCAAUAUCAAUCCAUCUCAGCUCACUAAUGCCUAGAAUACUGAUCUUUAUGUGUCCCAUUUAAUUUUUGAAGACUUCCAGUUUGCCUAGAUUCAUACUUUGCACAUUCUACAUUCUGAUUAUUAAUGGAUUUUUGCAGCUUUUCCUUUCAUUUUGAGUUGAGCCACAUAAGCAAAUGAAGGUCCUGAAAGCUUGACUCCACCCACAUCAUUAAGGUCGACUCUACUUUGAGGAGGCAGCUCUCCCCCUGUCAUAUUUUGAGUGCCUUCCGACCUGAGGGACUCAUCUUCUGGCACUGUAUCAGACAGUGUUCCGCUGCUAUUCAUAAGGCCAAUUUUUUCAGAAGUAGACCUCCAGGAUCUUCUUUCUAGUCUGUCUUAGUCUGGAAGCUCUGCUGAAACCUGUCCACCAUGUGUGACCCUGCUGGUAUUUGAAACACAGUGGCAUAGCUUCCAGCAUCACAGCAACAUCCAAGCCACCACAGUACAACAAACUGACAGAUGAGUGGUAGAGGAAAGCAUUUAAUUUAGUAUAAAGAGGUUUAAAAAACUAUCACUGGAAUCAGAAUGCUAUAAAAAAGAAUAUAACCUUUAGACCAUAUUUUACUAAAAGAGCUUCUGGGUUAUUUCUACAUUUCAGUUAUAAACGUUAAAAGGUCCUUUUAUAUUAACACGGCCUGGGAGGUACGUAACUAAUCGUUCAUUCUAAUUCCUGAGUUUGCCCCCUCUUACUGCGAUGUUUGGGAGAAAGACUGCCCUGUCACCAAAAACCAAACCCUUUGCCCUUGAGUUGAUCCUGACUCAUAGUGACCCUAUGAGAGAGAGUAGAACUGCCCCAUAGGGUUUCCAAGGCAUGCCUGGUGAAUUUGAACUGCUGACCUUUUAGUUAGCAGCCGUAGCACUUAAUCCCUAUGCCACCAGGGUUUCCUGUCACACACAUAACCAGUUGGUAUGUUGCUAGGGGUUUGCAUAAAUAAAAAGAAAAGUGACAUCAAAAUUUAAAAGUUGAACAGGAUAUAGCAACCUAUUGCAAGUAUAUUUUUAGGUCAAAAAGUAGUCAACUAGAUCUUUAAUGAUAUAUCAGAAGGAGCCCUGGUAGUGCAAUGGUUAAAUGCACGGCUGCUAACCAAAAGGUCGGAGGUUUGAAUCCACCAGUGGCUCAAAUACCUGGUGACCUACUCCAGCAAAGAUUAAAACCUAGAAAAGCCCAUGGGGCAGUUCUACUCUGUUAUAUACGUCCACUGGGAGUAGGAAUUGACUCUACCACACACAACACCAACAACAAAUAUAUGAGGCAAGGAAAAUAAUGAAGACAGCUUAAACUUAUAAAAUUUAUAAAAACAAAGUGUUUAUACUUACAAUAUAAAAUAUAUAUUUUAAAUUUACAAAAUUAAAUUUUAUAAAUGCAUGUAUUUAUUAAAUUUAUAAAAACAAAAAAUACAAUGUAGUAAAAUAGACAAAGAAGAAAAUUUCCAAAAGUGCAUGAAAACUUGAUAGACACGCAGUUAAAAUCUUGAAAUUCCUAAGUAUCAUUCAUUCAUUCAACAAAUGAUAUUCAUUCAUUCAACAAUUAAUUAUUGAAUAUAUAUCUGACAUUUUACCAGGUGCUAGACAGAGCAAUGGAAACCCUGGUGGUGUAGUGGUUAAGUGCUAUGGCUGCUAACCAAGAGAUCAGCAGUUUGAAUCUGCCAGGCGCUCUUUGGAAACUAUUGGGCAGUUCUACUCUGUCCUAUAGGGUCACUAUGAGUCGGAAUCGACUGGACGGCAGUGGGUAGAUAGAGCAAUAAACAAGACUGUGGGUAUAGGGUUCUUGCCCUCUACCAGAGACCCCAUGUGUUUCAGAGUAGAACUGUGCUUCAAUGACUCUUCAAUGACUGUGAUGUUUAGGAAGUAGAUAACCAGGCCUUUCUUUCAAGGUUCCUUUGGGUAUGUUGGCACAGGCUAACGUUUUUGUUAGUAGCCGAGUGCUUAACUGUUUGCACUACCCAGGGUUUCCUUUUGCCCUUUAAGAGCAGAGAGACAGUAAACAAAUAAUUACAAAAUUAAUUAACUGAAAUUGCAGUAGGCAUGAAAGGAGAAGGAGACGGUGGUUGGCUGCUAAUCGAAAGGUUGGUUGUUCAAACCCACCAGCUACUCUGAGGGAGAAAGAUGUGGCGAUCAUCUUCUGUAAAGAUUACAGCUUUGAAAACUCUAGGCAGCAGUUCUACCCUGUUCUAUAGGGUCGCUAUGAGUUGGAAUUGACUCAACUGCAACAAGUUUGGCUUGAUUUUGGUAGAAGGUGCUACAGAUCUAUUUAACUAAAAACAACUGAGUCUUGAGGUCAGGGUCACUUUCCUGAGGAACAUGGCAAACAGGAAUAAUAACAUUUCUUGGUUUUAAAACAUGAUAACAUAAAAUGAAAAUGUUUAAGUUGACGUGAAAUUCUGUUUCCAAAUGGAAUGGAUUAUCUAGUGACAGACCCACACUCUCACCAAAAAACUUGAACAAAAUAGAGAAAUCAUCUAUUUUACAGCAGGGGAGAGCUGUUGAAUCAAUGAGAACUGGAAGGGUGAAGACCCCAGAGAGGGCAUCUUAGUUAUCUCGUGCUGCUAUAACAGAAAUACUACAAGUGGAUGGCUUAACAAACAGAAGUUUAUUCUCUCACAGUCUAGUAGACUAGGAGUCCAACCAAAUUCAGGGUGUCAGCUCCAGGGGAAGGCUUUCCCUCUCUGUUGGCUCUGGAGGAAGGUCCUUGUCAUCAAUCUUCCUCUGGACUAAGAUCUUCUCCACACAGGGACCUGGGUCCAAAGGACACGUGCUCCUGGCUUUACUUUCUUGGUGGUAUGAGGUCCCCCUGUCUCUCUGCUUGCUCCUCUCUUUUAUAUCUCAAAAGAGAUUGACUUAAGACAACCUAAUCUUGUAGAUUGAGUUCUGCCUCACUCACAUAACUUUCAGUAAUUCUGUCUCAUUAAUAUCAUAGAGGUAGGAUUUACAACGCAUGGGAAAAUCACAUCAAAUGACAAAAUGGUAGACAAUCACACAAUAUUGGGAAUCAUGGACUAGCCAAGUUGACAUGCAUUUUUUGGGGACACAAUUCAAUCCAUGACAGAGAAAGAACCUCUAAGAACUGACUUCUGCAGUCACAUAACGAGGGGUCAUUUGUUGAUUCUGGGCACAGGCAGGUGGCUGGUAAUCCCAGGCUUUGCAGCAUAGAAGACGCCGGGAGACAGAGCACAGAGGACUUUGGGUGAAAAUUUGGAAGGUGUCAAGCAUAUAGUUUUGACCUCAGAACAUCUGUUGAAUUCUGGUGGUGCACAGGGCUGGAGUCAAAAAAGAGAAGCAGAAAACCUCUGAAAGCAAAGUAAGGUCUUCAGCAGUCUUGUGAGAAACAUUAGAAUUUAAGAUUCACCAGGAAAGAAUAUACCAGGAUCUCUACUGAAAAUCCUGGAGAGACUAGAGUAAAACCCAAGUAAACUGAGCCUUAUCAGGGCUGCCACUCAGCCUCAAGUCAGCACAGUCCAUCAUUGGAGUUAGGUGACCAGAAGCUGAUGAGAAAUAAGAUGGUUCAUAAAAUUAAUAUAAUGGGCAAGAUUAUCAAAGAGUGUUCUAGAUACAAAGGGGGUCAUGAGAAUAAUUUGUUCUAGUGGACCUCUGGUAUACAGAAAUAUCAAUAAUGAAAAUACUUUAGAAACCUACACUAUCCACCAUACACUACAAAAAAAAAAAAAAAACUAGGUGGAU
This is a messenger RNA of Loxodonta africana (African savanna elephant), 16804 nucleotides long. It is a transcript of the gene PARP15, whose product is annotated as poly(ADP-ribose) polymerase family member 15. The record is from RefSeq and is a predicted model, not a curated record. The coding region runs from base 3783 to 5345 and encodes 520 amino acids. Gene Ontology annotation, molecular function: transcription corepressor activity; NAD+-protein mono-ADP-ribosyltransferase activity; NAD+ poly-ADP-ribosyltransferase activity. Gene Ontology annotation, cellular component: nucleus; cytoplasm. Lineage: Eukaryota; Metazoa; Chordata; Mammalia; Proboscidea; Elephantidae. The transcript is spliced from 16 exons. Gene Ontology annotation, biological process: negative regulation of gene expression; protein poly-ADP-ribosylation.